GUCGUGCAGAUGUAAUGCUCGUCUGAGUUUCAACUGCAGAGCGGCUACUUGUGGCUCCGAGCCAGAAAUGACGAUUCUUACCGGAGCUUCCCGAGGACCGCCGAAACUACUCCCGAUCUGGACCCUAUUGAAGUCUGUUGUUGUCGGGUAGGGGGGUGAUGGGGUGGACGAGAUUAGCGAAAUAAAGAAGAAGAAAAAAAGGAGAUUUCCAGAAAGCCAUCAGUCCUGAGCCCCUCCCAGUUCUGUGAUUUUCGGAUUCGAGGACUGACGAAGAGACCGACCAUUCGAGAUGAAAGUAAUCAGCGCUGCAGUGCUUAGCGCCCUGUUCUGCACCGUUGUGUCAGCGACUUUGAAAGUUAAAAAGGAAGAAAAGAAAGCCUUCUUCGGAGAGGACAUUCACAUCGACGUCCCGCCUGGGAACCUCGGCGAGGUUGUGUUCAUACCCAGGACCAACCGGUCGUCUGAGGUGGUUCUGCUGCGAGCGGGAGUGGUGGUGACCCCCCGGGGCCAUCUCAACUCUCUGGGCCACCUGGUGCUGGAGGACAUGCAGGAGGAAGAUGAGGGGGAGUACAUCAUUAAGAACACCAACAACCCCAACGCAGCCCAGCACCUCAAGCUCGUUGUCAGGGAUUGCUCUUUGGAGCAAGUGGUGAAGUACGGAGAAACUUACUACAUCCAUCUCAACCAGGUGGAAGGCCCCAUCACUCUGGAGUUCAGGCCUGGUCUGGUUCAGGCCAAUCACAGUGAGAUACAUGGUACAACAGAGCCUCCGCCCGUGGUGCUGUACAACCAGACGGUGGUGCUGCCAGAUUACGUGGACCGUCUCAGCGUGUCAGAGAAGCGGGUGACGCUGCACUCGGUCAGGAUGACGGACGAGGGGAGCUUUACAGUGCUGGACCGUGAGGGCAAAGUCAAGAGGAGGAACUGUCUGAAUGUCAGAGAACACCAGAACUUCCUGUAUCCCUCCCAUGGAGAAAACCUGAAGGUGAAACUCUACCGGGACUAUACCAAUGUUAACGUUGUCUACAGGCCCAAAUCAGGCAAUCAGGACCGGGUCAUCCUGGACCAGGGGGUUCUGGUGACACCGCUGGACCCUCUGCUGGAGGGCAGGCUGACUGUGGAGAGAUCGGAGCUCAGCAUAAAGAAGGUCCAAGUGGCAGACUCGGGUGUCUUCAAAGUGACAGACCUGGAUGGGUUUCCCGUGGCUCAUGUCUACAUAGAGGUAGAAGCCUAUAAGCUGCCUCCCCUGACAGUAGCCAUCCUCUCCCUGCUGAGCGUGAUCGCCUUCAUGCUGCUGGUGUGCCUGCUGUCCUGUGUCUAUAGAAUGCACAAGAGGAACGAGAAGAACAAGAAGCUGAUCCUCAUUGCUCAGCAGGCCGGCAAGGGAGACGGCGAAGCUUUCAGACAGGUGGUCCAUGAGGCUUACAACAGGUUCGCCGAGGAAUCUCUGAUGCACUCUGUAAGUGAGAAGCCCACGGAGAGCACCGAGGUAACCAUAAAGGGCCUCGAGGUGUCCAAACCGGGCCGCUACCACACUCUCUCCUCAGACAAUUUUCUGGAGCUGAGUGACUCUGGAGUGGAGUUUACCACCUCUGGCCUCCCACUGGACAGUGACACCGAUGCGAUGACCUACGCCUCCCACAAGCCCCUCCUGAAUGCCGUCUUCCCUACAGCCAUGACCGAAGAAGUUCACAUCGACAGCCCGGAGGCCACCCUGGCCCCCCACGGCGACCUCAGUGCCAGCCGGACCCCUGAGUCCGCCAUGAGUGCCAGCCCCGCCUCCAAUCCUCGCUCACUUGCAGCUGCCACCCCCGAUGGCAGCCUGCACGGUGCUGUCUCACCGGGAGCGGCCUCCAGGGGCACAGCUGCGUCGGAUUUAGCCAAAACGGAGGGAGGGGCUGAGAGCGAAGAAGCUGGGCAGAAGGAGGAAUCGGCUCAGAGCACCUGAGAGGAUGCACCAGGGUGUAUUUUUUUUUUUUUUUUUUAACUCAUGGUCCUCAUACGGUAAUGACAUCCACAAUAAUCUGGCUCUGUCUAUCACAUCCAAACACCACCGAGUCCUUGAACACUGCAUUUGAAACAUCAUAGACAAAAUAUUCAUGCUUGGAUUCAGAUGUCAGUUUAGCCUAAAAGAAAAUAAAAAUAAAAAAAAGGCAGUUGCACAAAAUGCACAAUACAAAAUGUCAUGCACUUAGCACUGAAAAAAAUUGAUGCGAAAGGUCAACCUUUAGCUCUAUCAAAAGAAGAACAAAGUCAUUCUGUGCAUAUGGAAAAUGCAUGCAUUUAAAUUAAACAUUAAGGUAGAUAUAGUUCAGAUCUACAGGAAGAUGCUGACGUUAGAGUAGAUUGACUGCAUGCAAGCUUCAAUGGGCCGAAGACGCACCGGCUCAAAGGGAAGUUCCGAUGAUGUGAAAAGGGAAAAUGCUCUCAGCACUUUCAGGAAAACACCUAAAUGGGAUCAAAUUAUUUCUCCACCUGUUGAACGUUGUCAAAAAUAAUUACAGGAGCCUGACGGCUUUGACAGCUGGAGUCAGCACGCUCCAAGUAAUCAGACAAUAAUUUCUAAGACCGAGGCUACUGACAACAACAGCUAAGAGAUUCUCCUGUAUGGAGUCAAAUCUCAGCGUGUUGCCUCCGACAGCACUUUUGUCUGCUCUCACAGCAUCAGACAAACACUGCAAUGAUUGCAUUUCAUCCCACCCACACACAGACACUAUUAACAAUACGAGUAUAUCAGAAGGCGUCUCUGCCUCUCAGACUCAAUUCCUUGUCUCAGCACUCAUUCCCUCCGAUAUCCAUGAGAAUAACCUCAACGUAUUCUUUCUGAAAAACCUGUAAACUGAAACAAGCUUUGUAGAUUGAAUAACACCACUCCUACUCCAGUGGUUGUUUCCCUUUCUCUCAUAUAUUUUGUGUCACAUCUCCCACAUUUAAAGGCAUAAUCUAAAAGAAACCUGUCGAAACGUCCGCCUCAUGUCAUUCAAACUAAUGAUCAAUUCCAGAUAAAACACCCGCAAGAAUGACGGCCAACUGUAGAAACUAUCCUCAUCUGUUUUUUUGUUGUUGUUUUUUUACCCCCAGUGGAGUUGUCACAAGCCCUAUCAGUGCAAAAUAAAAUUAAGAGAAGACUGUGCAUCACUCCAGGGACUUUUGGAACAGCUCCCGAGAACAUAAUUGGAUUCUUGGUCUCUUUUCAGUAGGACCGAUUCACGGACACCAUAGAGUGAGGAGCGGUGAUAAAAGAGACGACAGAGAUGGAACAGGCGACUAUUCGGGGAACAGAUAAAUGACUUGCAUGAUUUAAAGCGUCCUAUUUUCAUCUCAGCUCCCAUCCAUCGGAGCUCUGAUUAUUGUAGCCCAGUUGUUUGCCAAAAUGAAGUGACUGGAACGCAGUCGGAUCAAUCUGAGAUAACGAAGCAGCCUACAGCCCCAACGGAAUGAGACUGAAUAACAGUGAUUAUGAAAGGGGUGUGUGUGUGUGUGUGUGUGUG
Messenger RNA from Perca flavescens (yellow perch), 3491 nucleotides. RefSeq lists its product as uncharacterized. The record is from RefSeq and is a predicted model, not a curated record. Lineage: Eukaryota; Metazoa; Chordata; Actinopteri; Perciformes; Percidae. The transcript has 10 exons. The coding region runs from base 290 to 1948 and encodes 552 amino acids.